Molecule: messenger RNA, 2440 nt
Organism: Punica granatum (pomegranate)
Lineage: Eukaryota; Viridiplantae; Streptophyta; Magnoliopsida; Myrtales; Lythraceae
Source: RefSeq, a predicted model, not a curated record
AAAGAGGAAAAAGGCAAAAAAAGAAGAAGAAAAAAAGAGAGUAAAUUAUCUUCUUUUUCCCUGUUCUUAUGAUCGGCUCAUGAUAGUGAAGGUCAUCUCAUCACAGAUGAAAAUUUUCUAGCAGAGAAGAGAAUCGAGUUCUCCACCAACUUCGUUGCUACUGUUUAAUUGCCCCCUUUUUCUUUGUUCACCCCCUUUCAUCGUUUUUUGUCACCCAUACUUUCUCGUCAUAUGUUUGUUGUUUGUGAGCAGACAAGUCUCCUGCUUCCUCUUUUGUCAGCGGACUUUCCGAAGCUUUUCUCAUUUUUCACUCCUGAGCAAUAUUAAUUCCUACGAAUCGAUAUACAUUAGCCGCUGAGGAGGAGGUAGAAAGAGAGAUUUUUUACAAGCUCAAGCGAUCAGCGUUGCGGGUCUCCGUUGGAAUCUGCUGAAGAUGCAAGCGACUGCACCUUGUACUGUGAAAGGAAGUAUAGGGUAUGGGUAUGGGCUUCAGAGGUCAACAGGCUUGUCUGGUUUUGGAUGCAGAGGAUGUACAGAGUUGAGGAGUACUCGGCAGACUGAUAAGGUCAGCUGCAGGGGAUUGCGUCUCAGUUCGGGCUCAAUGGGGCCAGAGCUUGCACGUGCUAGAAGCGGCAUCGACAGUCUCUUUAGGUCCUCUGCCAAGUCUAGAUCAGUCAAAUCCCAAGCCUCGGGAGAAGAUCUUGAGGAUGUUGUUCCAAUGAUGCCACAAGGCAAAAGUUCUGGAUCAGUUUUGCCUUACGUCGGGGUGGCUUGUCUUGGAGCGAUUUUGUUUGGCUAUCAUCUCGGAGUUGUCAAUGGUGCUCUUGAGUACCUUGCUAGAGAUCUUGGAAUUGCUGAGAAUACCGUUUUACAAGGAUGGGUUGUGAGCACACUUCUCGCUGGUGCCACGGUUGGCUCAUUCACUGGAGGAGCAUUAGCAGAUAAAUUUGGCAGGACAAGAACAUUCCAGCUAGAUGCGAUCCCACUAGCUAUAGGUGCAUUUCUUUGUGCUACUGCACAAAGUGUGCAAACAAUGAUAAUUGGUCGUCUGCUUGCUGGAAUUGGAAUUGGGAUCUCUUCCGCUAUUGUUCCUCUAUACAUAUCUGAGAUAUCACCAACUGAGAUUCGCGGUGCCCUAGGAUCAGUUAAUCAACUGUUCAUAUGCAUCGGAAUUCUCGCAGCAUUGGUAGCUGGAUUGCCCUUAUCCGGAAAUCCUUUAUGGUGGAGGACAAUGUUUGGUAUUGCGGUUGUUCCUUCUGUUCUUCUGGCAAUAGGGAUGAUAUUUUCUCCAGAAAGCCCUCGCUGGCUCUUUCAGAGAGGGAAAAUUGUUGAGGCUGAAAAGGCCAUAAAGACAUUGUGUGGGAAAGAAAGGGUUGCUGAAGUUAUGCAAGAUUUAACUGCAUCUUGUCAAGGCAAUGUGGAACCCGAAGUGGGGUGGUUCGACCUGUUCAGUAGCCGUUACUGGAAAGUUGUGAGUGUUGGUGCUGCACUUUUCUUGUUUCAGCAGUUGGCAGGCAUAAAUGCUGUGGUAUAUUACUCGACUUCUGUGUUCCGCAGUGCUGGGAUUGAGUCUGAUGUCGCUGCAAGUGCUCUAGUUGGGACAGCGAAUGUUCUUGGUACAACUGUUGCAUCUUCUUUGAUGGACAGGCAAGGGAGAAAGAGUCUUCUGCUAAUAAGCUUUGGUGGAAUGGCUGCUUCAAUGCUGCUUCUUUCCCUGUCCUUCACCUGGAAUGUCCUGGCACCAUAUGCGGGCUCUCUUGCUGUUAUCGGCACUGUCCUCUAUGUUUUGUCCUUCUCCCUUGGUGCCGGACCCGUGCCCGCACUUCUUCUUCCUGAAAUAUUUGCUUCGAGGAUCCGUGCGAAAGCUGUUUCACUCUCACUGGGCAUGCAUUGGAUAUCCAACUUUGUGAUUGGACUGUGGUUCCUGAGCGUCGUGAACAAGUUUGGGAUCAGCUCAGUGUACUUGGGAUUCGCAUCUGUCUGUCUCCUUGCUGUCCUGUACAUAGCUGGUAAUGUAGUGGAAACUAAAGGACGCUCACUGGAGGAAAUAGAGCGUGCUCUUAAUCCUGCAAUAUGAUAAAAUUUCACUGGCAGCAACUACUCUACGUGAAUUCUUCCCUCAGGCGGACCACUCACUCCUGCAGAUAUAAUAGCGUUUCUUGUUCUUAAAUGUGAAGAUUCGUCCUUAAUCCAGCAUUUUGAUGUUUUGGGCUUGGCUGUUCGACCUCGACAGUUAACCAGUUUCUUACUGGAAUUUUCUGUAGAAUCGUUAGGUUAGUCACCAUAAGACAUCGUGAGACAUUGAACUAGAGUCUUGUCUGUCAAUAUAUGCGAGAGUUAACCAUGAAUAAGCUCCAUGGGGAACAAAACCUUGAGGAAGUCUUGUUUGUUUACGGAGUCAUACUCUACUCAAUUUAACUCCACCUUGCUUUUUCCGUAA